Messenger RNA from Helianthus annuus (common sunflower), 510 nucleotides. Its product is annotated as serine/threonine-protein kinase CTR1-like. Lineage: Eukaryota; Viridiplantae; Streptophyta; Magnoliopsida; Asterales; Asteraceae. Gene Ontology annotation, biological process: protein phosphorylation. The record is from RefSeq and is a predicted model, not a curated record. Gene Ontology annotation, molecular function: ATP binding; protein kinase activity. Bases 181 to 510 code for a protein of 109 amino acids. The transcript has 5 exons.
AUACACUCCAUCUUAUCUCUCUGCCUCUCCUCUUUGCCUUCUCCCAUCUUCUUCUUCAAUCCCCAAUUACCAGAUUCAAGAUGUAUUCAAACCCUAACUUCACCUUCUUCAUCAAGACCAUCCCGCAAUUCCACGAGAUGAUGACAUCUAGAUGGAGUAAAUAUACCCCAGUCCCUCGAUAUGCAUCAAUCUCCGAUGGCAAUGAAGUCGCUGAUGUGUGCGAAGGCCGUACUCGAUGACAGUGAUGCACGCUUGAAUGUGACGACACUGAACCCUAAACCACUGAAGAUGGCCAGAGGUAUGAACUACUUACACAGAAACCCGCCAAUUGUACACAGAGACCUCAAAUCUUCAAAUCUUCUUAUAGACAAGAACUGGUCGGUUAAGGUUGGGGAUUUCGGUCUUUCAAAAUUGAAGCAUGCAACCUUUUUAUCUGCUAGAUCCGGGGGAGGGACACCUCAAUGGAUGGCACCUGAAGUUCUUCGUAACGAACCUUCAAACAAGAAGUAA